AUGAAUGGAUGUCGACUCUAUUGGCGACGUCUAUUUAAACGUGAACCCCUCUACCUUAAACCAACUCAGUCACCACUUGAUCUCUCAUAUCCUAUCCUAUCGGCUUGUAUCAUCAUCAUCAUCAUCAUCAUCAUCAUCAUCAUAAUGAAUUCAUCAGCCACUUGGAAUACCACCAAUGCUUAUGAGUCUGUCAGCAUUGGUCUGGACGACUCGCAACUCCUUGGUAAAUGGGCAUAUUACCUUGGUGUUCCUGUUGUCACCACCGCACUUUGGGGUGUGUGGAACUACGUCUUACGCCUGCUCCUCCUCCGCCGUUGGUACGAGAAGCAAGGAAUCAACUUUGUGGACAACUGUUAUGCUGUUGUCGGGGCUGAAAUGCGUGUCACAAAACUCCAAGAGGAGAACAAAAGUCACGACUGGCUUUACAUGGAACGACCGACCAAUCUGUACGGCACCUUGAGAGGGCUUACUCUGCAACUCUACACCACAAACGCAAAGCUCUGCAGUGACCUUGUCAGCAAGACCGGGAAACAAGUUGAUCGCAAUACCCCUGCUCUUCAUUCCGUCGGCCGGCUGAGUCCCUCGGCGAUACCGUUUCAGUCCAUGCACAAGCUGCGCUUCAAAGAGCGCAAAGCUAACCUGACGAAGAGCACCAAAGACAACAAGCGACUCUUUGACAUCGUCGAGCAUCAUGCAAACGCCUCUCUGAACGAUCUCAAAGUGAGGGAUAGCUCCAGCUGGCGACUGGACGUUCGGAAACUCCUUGAACAUUGGACACGAUCGACGAGCGGGGAGUUCGUCUGGGGAAAAGCAAAUAUUGACCGAUUCCUGGAAGUCGAGGAGACUGAUGGAGUUGUCAGGACUUUGCCUUUCAUGGUUGUCUUGAAUCAGACAUUUACUGAACUUCGAUUUUACUCUAGUCGAUUUUGGAACCGCGUCUGCUUCCCCCUCGCCGGCAUGCCCCUCACCAAGGAGGCGAGGCGUCUGAACCGCAACAUCAACAUCCUGCGAGACGUGUGCACGGACAUGAUGAACCAUCCUGAAGAAGGCACCGUAGCCGCUCUCUUACAGGAGAUCAACGAGAGCCAGGAUAUGCGCGAAGUGUUCACGCUGGACGACUUGAUCACCGCGACGUUUGCGGGCCUGGACGCUGUCAAGUCCACCGUGAUGGGUUGUAUAUACCACUUGUUGAAUCCAGACAACGCACAGUGGCGCAAGGCCAUUCUCGAGGAGCUCAACAGUCUGGAAGGGCAGUCGGGAGACAUGGAUAUCAAGCUGAUGCAAGCGCCAAUCUUGAACAGCUUCAUGUGGGAGUCGCUACGCUUCGAGCCGCCAGGGUCGCUCAUCAACAACGCAGCCGUGAAAGACUUUGAGUUGAACUACCAGGGCCAUACAUACAAGAUCAAGGCUGGCACGCGCAUUGUGACCAGUAUCCACGCGCUGCAUCAGAACGAGGAGAGCUGGCGCGAGAUAGCCGUCGAUAUGUCACCGCUCUCUGAAUUCGACCCCGGUCGAUUCUUGAAGUACGGCGACAAACUUCUCGGGUCUUCCUGCUUUAUGCCUUUUGGAAAAGGACCACGGCGUUGUCCAGGCCAGGCUGCCGGAGCUUUGAUGGUCAAGACUUUUCUCAAGGUAUUCAUACAAAAAGACUUGAACUGCAGAAUGGAUCUUCCAGAGAAUCAGACAAAGGACUCCUUGAGGUUCCAUGUCUAUAGCAAGGCCACGUUUGAUAUUCUAUUUGAUGAAAAAGAGGAUCCAGAGACUAUCACGACUAAGUGA
Periconia digitata is the source of this 1779-nucleotide messenger RNA. Lineage: Eukaryota; Fungi; Ascomycota; Dothideomycetes; Pleosporales; Periconiaceae. The record is from the annotation of a GenBank genome assembly.